This is a messenger RNA of Acanthochromis polyacanthus (spiny chromis), 12481 nucleotides long. It is a transcript of the gene lama5, whose product is annotated as laminin, alpha 5. Gene Ontology annotation, biological process: regulation of cell migration; axon guidance; regulation of cell adhesion. The transcript is spliced from 80 exons. Gene Ontology annotation, cellular component: basement membrane. The record is from RefSeq and is a predicted model, not a curated record. The coding region runs from base 216 to 11264 and encodes 3682 amino acids. NCBI's taxonomy places the organism in Eukaryota, Metazoa, Chordata, Actinopteri, Pomacentridae. Gene Ontology annotation, molecular function: signaling receptor binding.
CUCAGUUGGAGAAGCUGGUGGGUCGACGCGCAGAGAGGACUUCGACGUACGACUCCGCCGGACUUAACUCACCCUACCCUGCGAUUUGAAGCACUUUUCUCCAAAUGCUCCUCUCCUGCAGGAGGUAACAGCUCACCUCCUGUACACCCGCUUUUGAUUUAAACUCCCCCCGAAACUUCUCUCCUCGGACCGGAGCGAGCGCACAGGUGGAGAGGAUGACGAGCGGACCGGCGUCUCUCGGCGCUGCGCUGCUGCUGCUGAGCUGCUGCUGUUGGUCGUCGGCUCAGGAGCUGCCGACCAACGGGGUGAACGGCUACAGCCUUCACCCGCCCUACUUCAACCUGGCGGAGGGCACGAAGAUCACCGCCACUGCGACCUGCGGGGAGGAAGACACCGGCAGGACGGUGCGCGACCUGUACUGCAAGCUGGUCGGAGGCCCGGUGUCCGGAGACCCGAGCCAGACCAUCCAGGGCCAGUACUGUGACAUCUGCAGCCAGGGCGACAGUGAUCGAGCCCAUCCGAUCACCAACGCCAUCGAUGGGACAGAGCGAUGGUGGCAGAGCCCACCUCUGUCCCGCAGCACGGAGUACAAUGAGGUCAACGUCACAUUGGAUCUUGGACAGCUCUUUCAUGUGGCCUACGUGUUGAUCAAAUUCGCCAACUCUCCCCGUCCAGACCUGUGGGUUCUGGAGAGAUCCAUUGACUUUGGGCUGACUUACCAACCCUGGCAGUACUUUGCCUCCUCCAAGAGGGACUGUAUUGAGCGCUUUGGACAGAGCACCAUUGAGAGAAUCAACCACGAUGACGACGUUAUCUGCACCACUGAAUACUCUCGUAUAGUACCGCUGGAAAAUGGAGAGAUUGUGGUGUCUUUGGUCAACGGUCGCCCCGGAGCGAUGAACUUCUCCUACUCUCCAGUGCUGAGGGAGUUUACAAAGGCCACCAACAUCAGGCUUCGUUUCCUGAGAACGAACACGCUGCUGGGACACCUGAUGGGCAAGGCGCUCCGUGACCCCACUGUCACCCGCAGGUACUACUACAGUAUUAAAGACAUCAGCAUCGGAGGACGUUGUGUGUGUAACGGACACGCUGAGGCCUGCAAUGCCAAGGACCCCAACGACCCCUACAAGUUACAGUGCGACUGUCAGCACAACACCUGCGGCGUGUCUUGUGACCAGUGUUGCCCCGGAUACAACCAGUUACCAUGGAAACCGGCCACGACCUACAGUGCCAACGAGUGUGAACCGUGUAACUGUCACCGUCACUCUUUCGACUGUUACUACGACCCCGAGGUCGAUCAGAAGCGAGGCAGCCUCGACAUCCACGGACACCACAGAGGAGGAGGCGUCUGCCUCAACUGUCAGCAUCACACCACUGGAGUGAACUGUGAGCGCUGCAUCCCCACCUACUACAAGUCAGCUGACCACCCCAUCGACUCCCCACUGGCCUGCUCACCCUGUGACUGUCAGUCAGAGUUUACAGAUGGAACCUGCGAGGACAUAACCGGUCGUUGUUUCUGCAAGCCAAACUACACUGGAGAGAACUGUGACUCCUGUGCCAGUGGCUUUAUCAACUUCCCCGAGUGUUACCCCAUCCCCACUUAUCCCACCAACAGCAACAAUGGUGAGGCCAAACCAGCUGGAGAGAUCAUCAACUGUGAGUGCAGUGCAGCAGGUACAGUGGAUAACUCGUGCAGGCCGGACCCUCGAACUCGAACCUGCAUCUGUAAACCAGGUUUCACCGGUGACCACUGUGACACCUGCGCUCCGGGUUUCUACGGACUCAACUGUCAGGCCUGCCAGUGUUCAGGUCCUGGCUGUCUGGACGGCUCAUGCGACCUGGUGACUGGUCAUGCCGUGUGUCGGAGUGGUUUCCAGGGUUACCAGUGCGAUCAGUGCGCUCCAGGUUACUUCAACUACCCACUCUGCCAACUGUGUGGCUGCAGUACGGUCGGCUCUCUGCCUGAAGUCUGCGAUGCUUCCGGUCGAUGUCUGUGUAAACCGGAGUUUCAGGGUCCUCGAUGUGAACAGUGCAGAUCUGGAUUCCACUCGUACCCAAACUGCCAAGUGUGCACCUGUGAUCCUCGCACCUCAGUGGACACCAGCUGCUCUGCAUCAGGUCACUGCCACUGCCUGCCCAAUUACAGUGGAGCGUCAUGUGAUCAGUGUGCUCCUGGUUACUAUGGCUACCCAAGCUGCACACCCUGCCAGUGUUCUGCUGAAGGUUCCCGCUACAGCAACUGUGACCAGGUGACGGGACAGUGUGGGUGUCUGCCAGGUGUGGUUGGACUGAGGUGUGACAGCUGUGCACACGGCUCCUACGGCUUCCCCAACUGCCAAGCUGGAACCUGCCACCCUGCCGGCUCUGUUCAGUACGCAGUGCAGCGACCAGUGGGUCAGUGUGAGUGCCAUCAGCAUGUAGAGGGCCCAGCUUGUGACAAAUGUAAACCUCUGUACUGGAACCUCUCCCCUGACACCCCCGAUGGAUGCUCCAACUGUGAGUGUAACAUUGCAGGGACUCUGAGCGGCGUUGCAGAGUGUGCACAGGAAACUGGUCAGUGCCACUGUAAGCCCAACGCCUGCAGCGGAACCUGCUCCACCUGCAAAGAUGGCUUCUAUAACCUCCAGGAAAACAACUAUUUUGGCUGCCAGGGUUGCCAGUGUGACAUUGGAGGCUCAGCAGGUCAGUCCUGUGGGGAGAGGAACGGUCAGUGUCGCUGCAGGCCCAACGUGGAAGGACCCAAGUGUAACCUACCUCGUGCAGAUCAUUACUUCCCAGAUCUCCAUCAUCUGAAGUUUGAGAUUGAGGAGGGAACCAUGCUGGAUGGCCGACCGGUACGAUUUGGCUACAGCCCCCUGGAGUUCCCAGACUUCAGCUGGAGAGGUUAUGCUCAGAUGUCUCCCAUUCAGUCCAAGGUGUUGCUGUCGGUGUUGGUCAGCUCUCCAGACCUCUUCCAUGUGGUGCUUCGCUAUGCCAACUGGGGGGGUUCGGACGUUCAGGGCAGGGUGUCGGUCAUAGAGGACGGCUGGAACUACUACUGUGGUAACUGCUCAGAGCAGUCCAAACAGAUCGUCUUUGCUCCCAGUGUUGAGCCGACCUUUGUCAACGUUCCCCAGAACAACUUCGUGGAGCCUUUCGUCCUGAACCCAGGAACCUGGACUGUGGUUAUAGAGGCUGAAGGAAUCCUGCUGGAUUACCUUGUUCUGCUGCCUAGCGCCUACUAUGAAGCCCCCAUCCUGCAGAUCAAAGUUACUGAGCCCUGCACCUACAGCUCUGUACCCGAGGCCAGCCACAACUGUCUGCUGUACACGUAUCUGUCUCUGGACUCCUUCCCCUCCAUCUCCGGCAAUGAUGCCAGCUGUCGCAAUGACAACCACCUGCCACGGCCCUGCCCCACUGAGAAGAUCACCCCACGCCAUCCAGACAUGGCCGUCUGCAGCGGCUACGAUAUCAACGUGGAGCUGCGAGGACGUCUGUCGUCUCCAGGUGACUACGCUCUGGUGGUCGAGUAUUCCAGUGAAGAAGAAUUACCACAAACUCUGUCAGUCGCUGUCAACAUGCCAGGUGCUCGAACACACCAACACCGUGUCACCCUGCUGCACUGCAAAUACAGCUUUCUGUGUCGAGCCGUGGCCAUCGAUGAACAGAACAGAGUGGCGGUCUUCUCUCUCCCCGCCAACGUGGAGGUCCAGCUCAUCUCCGACCGAGCCAGCUUCUUCCUGCACAAAGUGUACCUUGUUCCUAAAGACCAGUUUACCAUGGAGUAUGUUGAGCCUAAAGUCCACUGCAUCAGCACUCAUGGACAGUUUGCACCUGACAGUUCCUCCUGCGUCGCCUCCCGCUUCCAGACACCUUCAAACUCUCUGGUCCUGAAGGAGGGCCAGAGCUCCUCCAUGCAGGAGGAACCCCUCCUGGCCUCCCCAGCAGAAGCUCCUCUGUCGUACCAGAGGGAUGAACCAGCCUGGACCGGAGGACACAGACCUCCUUUUGGAGCAGAUAACAGUGAACACGUACGGCUGGACUCGCUGCAGAAUGCAGCAGUGUACUCAUCCCGUGUCCACGCUCUCGGACGUUAUGUCUUCAUCCUCCACUAUCACCAGCCUCUUCACCCCACCUUUGCUGUGCAGGUCUACAUCAACGGGGGCCGAAUCUGGCAGGGCCAAGCCAACGCCUCCUUCUGUCCUCACGCUUAUGGCUGCCGUAACGUCCUGGUCUCUGAGAACCAAAUCAUUCUGGAUGUGACGGACCACGAGGUCUUCCUCACGGUGCAGAUACCUGCUGGCAAAACUCUGUGGCUGGAUUACGUGCUUGUCGUUCCUGAGGCGAGCUACAGCUCCAGCUACCUGAACGAAGAACCUCUGGACAAAUCGUACGACUUCAUCAGCAACUGCGGCCAGAACAGCUUUUAUAUCAAUCCGUUGUCUGUCUCUCCGUUCUGCCUCAGCUCGGCGGUCUCUCUGUCGGCCUUCUUCAACAACGGGGCGAUGCCCUGCGCCUGCCACGAGGUCGGAGCUGAGAGCGACACCUGCGAGCAGUUCGGUGGUCAGUGCCACUGCAGGCCAAAUGUGAUUGGACGAGACUGCUCCAUGUGCGCCACAGGAUACUGGGGAUUCCCCAACUGCAGACCCUGCAACUGUGGUACGAGGUUAUGUGAGCCGGUGACCGGUGACUGUAUCUGUCCUCCGAGGACUCUGCGCCCAGAGUGCACCCAGUGUGAGCCCCAGACGUUCGGCUGCCACCCGGUGGUGGGGUGCGAGAUCUGCAACUGCUCUCGGCCCGGCAUCGUCUCCCCUGAUGCCAGCUGCGACACGCAAAGUGGACAGUGCAGAUGUAAAAACAACAUCGUCGGCCGUCAGUGUGACCGCUGCGCCCCUGGUUUCUAUGGUUACCCCAACUGCAGGCCAUGUGACUGCAAUGAAGCGGGAACCGAGGAGGAAGUGUGCGACUCCUUCACAGGACAGUGUCUCUGCAAGGAGAACGUUCAGGGUUCUCGAUGCGAUCAGUGCAGAGUUGGUACGUUCCACUUGGAUCCAACCAACCCGAAGGGCUGCACCAGCUGCUUCUGCUUCGGAGCCACCGACCGCUGUCGCAGCUCCGAUAAAAGACGAACAGAGAUCAUGAACAUGGAGGGCUGGGUGCUGCUUGGAGCAGACAGACAGGAAGUCCCAGUGACGGUUUAUCCCGGUCAGGACCUGGUGGAGGCCGACCUCAGCGACGUGCCCGAUGUCUACCAGGACCUCCACUGGCACGCACCGAGGACGUACCUGGGAGACAAGGUCUCGUCCUACGGAGGUUAUCUGAGGUAUCGUCUCCACACUCAGACCAUGAGAGGCGAUGUGUUGUCUCUGCCUGCAGAAGCCUCCAGGCCCGACAUCAUCCUCAAGGGUAACCAGAUGACCCUGGUGUUCAUGGAGAGAGAAUACUCCUCACCUGAAGAGCCUCACCUGGGGAUAGUUCACAUAGUUGAGGGAAGUUUCCGUCACGCUCAGACCGGCAACUCUGUGUCUCGGGAGGAGCUGAUGAUGGUUCUGGUUGGUCUGGAGUCUCUGCAGAUCCGAGCCCUCCACUCUCAGUCGGCCCACUCCGUGUCGCUGCGUGGCGCUGUGCUGGAGGGAGCCGAGAGUCUUCCCACCGGUCGCCAUGCCAACAAUGUGGAGAUCUGCAUGUGUCCGGCCAACUACCUCGGAGACUCAUGUCAGAAAUGUGCUCCAGGUUACUACAGAGACACUAUCGGCCUGUUUCUGGGGAAAUGUGUUCCCUGUAACUGUAACGGACACUCUGACCACUGUCUGGACGGAUCAGGAAUCUGUGUGAACUGCCAACAUAACACUGCCGGCGACCACUGUGAGAGGUGCCAGGGUGGUUUCCUUGGUAACAACAGUCUUGAUGGACAGGCCGUGUCAUGCUCCAGUUGUCCUUGCCCACUGAGGGCCCCAUCCAACAAUUUUGCAGAGGGUUGUGUGCAGAAAAGCGACAGGAUGCAGUGUUUGUGUAUGCCGGGUUAUGCAGGACCCAACUGUGAAAGGUGUGCCCCUGGUUUCUAUGGCAACCCGAUGGUUCUUGGCAGCAGGUGUCAGCCAUGCCAUUGCCAUGACAACACGGACCCCAACAUGCUGUUCACUGACUGUCACCCACUGACCGGAGAGUGUCUGAGCUGCAUGCACAACUCAGCCGGACCCCACUGUGACGUCUGCGCUAAUGGUUACUACGGAGACGCAAUCAACUCCAAAAACUGCACCAAAUGCAACUGUUCUCCAUGUGGAACUGAGUCGUGUGACCCUCACACUGGACAGUGUCGCUGUAAACCGGGAGUCACUGGAGCGCUCUGUGAUCACUGUGUGGAUGGCUCCUUUGGCUUUGAGUCGUGCUCUGGCUGUCGUCAGUGCGACUGCGACGCCUCAGCAGCUCUCGUCCAGCCGUGUAAUCCUCAGAGUGGCCAGUGUGCCUGCCAGCCUGGAGUCAACGGGCCAAACUGUAGACAGUGUGCUCCUGGACACUGGGACUAUGGACCCAACGGAUGCAAGAAGUGCGACUGCAGAGGAGGUCGCUGCGACCCCCGGACAGGAGAGUGCCGCUGUCCUGAUGGGAUGACAGGAAAACAGUGUGACACCUGUUCACAGAGAUACAGUGUUCCUAUGGAGAACCAGCAUGGCAUGCACUGUGAACCGUGUGACAGCUGUGUCAUCGUCCUGUUGGAGGAUCUGGACAAGAUGAACGACAACUUCCGCUCAGUCUCCGGUCAGCUGAGCAGCCUCAACGCCAGCUCCAUGGCCUGGGCACAGCUGAACAAUCUCAACAAGUCUGUGGAGGACAUGGCUCGUGCCAUAGAGAACUACAACAGUACACUGGAUGGGAGCCGGAACCGGGCCGACAUGCUGGAAGCUGAGAUCAUGAAUAUAAAUGAUGACAUUGAUGAGCUGCAGAACAAGGUGGCAGCAAUGACUGACAGGGUUGGUGACCUGAAUAAUAGUACCAGGAACACACACCAGAGGGCAGAAGAUCUGCUGUCCUUCCUCAACAACAUGACAAAGAAUAUAAACGACGUCAAGCUGAUGGGAAAUCGUUCUCUAGUGAACGAGACUGAGGCAGAUCAGGACGACGAGGAGAAGGAGACAAAGCUGAGGGAGGUGCAGGCCAUGCUGAGGGAGAUGAGGUACAGGAGCUGCGUGGGACAGAAGAAAAUGGCUGACAAAGAGAAGACAGAGGCAGAGAAAUUGUUGGAUCGUGUUAACAAGGAGUUGGCAGGUCGUCAAGGAGAAAACAAUGACUUGGCCAAAGCUAUCAGAGAUCGUCUGUCCCAUUUCCACUCUCAAAUGAUGGACCUUCGAGACGCCCUGAAUGAAGCUGUGAACAACACUGCCAGAGCUGCAGAGAUCAACAAUGCUAAUGAGAAAAUGCUGGAGAGCAAUAAUAGGAGAAUACAAGAGUUGGUGGCGAAGCAGAAGGAGGUGAACAACCAGCUGAGCAUGGCUGAAGACGAUGUCGCUCAAGUCAACGAUGCAUCUUCAAUGCUUCAGGACUCCAAGGAGGAGUACGAACAUUUGGCGGCCCAGCUGGACGGCGCCAGGACACCUCUGGCAAAGAAAGUGCAGAAUUUUGCUUGGACGGACUCCAAAAUCCCCUUGGUGGAGAGAGCGGAGAAGCAUGCUGAGAUGCUCAACGCUUUAGCAAUGAACUUAUCCAGUUUGAUUGCAGAAACCAAGAGUGACGGAUUAGUAGACGUAACACAAGCUUACAACAAGAUUAUCAACAGCAUCAAGGAGGCAGAAGAGGCUGCCAAGAUGGCUGACAAGGCUGCCAAUGACACUGUGGAGAACAUAAAGGACCAGGACCUCGGUCAGCAAGCUAUUUCUCUGAAGAACCACAGUACAGAGCUGAAAAAUGAAGUCGAAAAGCUUGAUGAGGAGCUGAACAACGACCUGAAGCCGAAGCUGGAAGAUGCGAAGAAACGAGUGGUUGAUGCCAAAAACAAACAGGCUCAAAUGAAGAAGGAUUUGGAGGCGUUUCAGAAUAACCUCAACUUUACCACAAAUGUGACUCAGGAGAUUGGUGAAGCAAAGCGAGUAGCGGAUCGGGCAAACAAAACGGCCACCCAAGUCAACGAUGCUUUGCGUCCAAUUAAAGAGCAGCUGGACCAAUGGCAGAAAGCGUAUGGAGACGCCAACGCCACCAACGAUGACAUCAACAAGGCCGUGAUGGAUGCCAACAACACAGUGAACAAGCUGGGUGAAGCUAUUCCUACACUCAUGAAGAAACUGGAUGAACUGCAGAACCACUCCGCCCAGAUGCCAAACAUCUCUGAGAACAUCAACCGCAUCCGACAGCUCAUACAACAGGCCCGCAAUGCUGCCAGCAAGGUGAGCGUGCCGGUGAAGUUUAACGGAUCGUCUGGUGUUCAGGUUCGUACUCCAUCUAACCUGGCUGACCAGGCUGCCUACACAUCCCUGAAGUUCUACAUCACCCUGCCAGAGACAGCGCGGACCAGGCGACAGAACGGUGCCACCAAGCAGUUCGUCCUCUACCUCGGCAACAAGGAUUCCACUAAAGAGUUCCUGGGCAUGACACUGGAGGGGAAAAGACUGCGUUGGUACUUUAACGUUGGAGGAGAGACUGCCCAGGUGAUGAUGGAAGAAGAUGUCAAGUCUGAUGGAAACUUCAAUAGCCUAGUGCUGGAGAGGAUCCUUCAAUAUGGUCAGAUGUCCAUGUCUUCAGAAGCCAGCGAGGGAGACCAACGAGUGACCAAAGCCAAUGUGGAGGCUAAAGGCGAUCAGGGGCUGCUCAACCUUUUGACCGACGACACUGUCUUCUAUGUGGGAGGAUACCCGAGCACUUUCAAACCGCCUUCUGCACUCGCGCUCCCUAACUUUAAGGGCUGUAUCGAGCUAGAUACACUGAACGAGGAGGUGCUCAGUCUGUAUAACUUUGAAAAAAUCUUCCAGCUCAACACCACAGAGGAGAAACCAUGUGGCAGGUCCAAACCAGUGCUGACUCAGGCCUGGGUAAAUGACGCAGCGUAUUUUGACGGUACCGGUUUUGCUGAGAUCAUCUUUACGGAUGAAUCAACACGUAUGCAGCGCUUUGAACAAGAAGUCAAGCUGCUCUCUCACAACGGAAUCCUGCUCCUGCUGCAUACUGAGAAUAAGUUCCUGUGUCUGGCGGUGCUUCAGGGCAGACUCAAGGUUUUCUAUGACUUCAGUGAUUCUCUGAUGGAGCUCGAGGACAAAGCGGGAUCACCAGAAGAUCUGAAGAUCACUGAUGCUGAAGCCAAAACUCUGGAGGUCAUCAUCUUGCGUUCAACCCAAAACCGUAUUGUGGUGAGGAAAAACCGCGCCCCCCUCUACACGCACCAGUUCUCAGACAGCAUCCCUGUGUUCACGGGCAGCUACUACCUGGGUGGAGUACCGGAGCAAAAGAUGCCUGAAAAGUUGAAGGCUGUAUUUUCUAAGCAGGGCUCUGUGAAAGGCUGUUUCAGAAAUGUAAAGGCUCAAAACUCUCACAUCGACUUGAAGAGGAUGGUGAGCUCUGGAGUCAGUUUCGGCUGUGACAGUGAUCUGCUGGUGGCUCGUGAAGCUCAUUUCACCGGUCAGAGCUACUUGGACUUUGGGUCUCUGGCAAACAUUCCUGGCCUUAGGAGCAACUUCUCCGCAGGCUUCAGCUUCAGAACUGACAAGACAGAUGGACUCAUGUUCUACCACCGCGACCAAAUUGGUGAGUGUCAGGCAAUUUUGCGCGCCGGCCACGUUGUGGUGAAUGUCGGCAACACUGUGAUCAAGACCCAGAAGACGUACAACGACGACAACAGUCACUAUGUCAUGAUCUACAACAACGUCAAUGGAAUGCGUCUGUACAUGGACGACGUGCUGGAGAAAGGCAGGGAGGGAACGACCACGGGGAGCAGAGCACCGCCGUUAUUAGGAACCUUUGUGGGUGGAACCCCAGACCAAAGCCUCACCAACCUCACUGGAUGUAUCAGCAACGUUUUCAUAAAGAGGGAAACGAGUCCUCAGACGGUUUUGAACCUGCUGAAAGCUAAAGAAAACAUCAACGUUCCUUUGACCUGUCCGGCUGCUAAAAAACCUCAGCAGAUCAUUGCUGCUCAGUCAAAACACAGCAACAAACCAAAGGGAAAGCACAAGAAGCCAUCAGGACCUCGCAGUCGUAACACCAGGGAGUCCUGUCAGGGCGAGCUGUCCGACCAGGAGAGCGGAGCGACGCACUUCAGCGGCUCCACACACAGCUACCAGAGAUACGACUCUCUGCCCAGCUCAGUCAGCACAAUGCCACACUUCUCCAUGACGGUGAGGAUCAACUCCUCUGAUGGUCUGGUGCUGUACGCAGCUGGCGGGAAGCGUGGUGAAGCCGUGAUGUCACUCGGCGUCUCACACGGCCACCUGCUGCUUCUGUUGGACGGAGGGAAGAGGAAGGUCAGCGUGCGCAGCCACAAGAAGUACAACGAUGACCGCUGGCACACGGUCUUCAUAAAGCGUGAACGGGAGAAGAUCAGUCUGAUAGUGGACGGUAUCAGAGCUCAGUCUAAGAGAAUGCCUGGAGGAGACAGGACUCGUCUCACUGGGUCUUUGUAUGUUGGAGGAGUCCCGCCUUCACUGGCAGCCCCGGGCACUGGUGGUUUCACUGGCUGUGUGAAGGACCUGACGCUGAACAAUGCCCCUACAGGAAGCCCCACUCACAGCCAGGGGACGGUGCCCUGCUUCCAAAGCCCUCUAUAUCCUGGAGCAUACUUCUCCGGACAGGGAGGACACAUCGCCAUAGAUGAGUCCUUGGUUCUGGGACGGGAUCUGGAGAUCCAGCUGGACGUUCGGCCCGUCUUGGACUCUGGGCUGCUGUUGCAUGCUGGGACGUCACCUGACCUACACCUGAGCUUGGUCCUCAGCCAGGGAGAGGUGACCGUUUCGGUGAACACUGGAAAAGGUGAAUUCUCUACCUCCUUCACUCCUGAAGAACCUCUGUGUAACGGACGCUGGCACACAAUCACUGUGGUGAAGAAAAACAACGUUCUGCAGCUCAAUGUGGAUGGAGCCAGCGAGCACAGUGUCGGCCCCAGACACAGCCGCUCUGCAGGGGCCAAAGUGACUGUUUACCUUGGAGGUGUACCCGGUGGCGUCACAGUGCCCGGUCUACCUGCUGGCCUUCCAGCCUUCCACGGCUGCAUCCGCCAAGCAACCAUCAACCACAGGCCUGCCAUGUUGUCCAAACCGCUCGCGUUGCACGGAGCUGUGGGGACGCAGGGCUGCCCUCAGAUGUAGACCCACCACACAGUCUUAUCCUCACAUUCCCCGACUACAAAACACUGGUGGUGGGUGUCAUGUUACUAUAGCUAAUUUAAAAUACCUAUAUUAAUAUUUAUUUUCUAUUUUCAGAAAAAUGUAUAUUUUAUAUUUUCCCAUGUGUCGUGACAAUAUUACUGGUUUGUUUUUGUGCUACAGGGUGCUACAGCAGUGACAAGUCUGCACAGAGAUGCACUGAUACAAGGUGUUACAAUAAACAUCCUAAAUCAGUUAUAAAAUGUGUAGUAUAUUGUAAAUAAAAGUGACACGACUUGAUUUUAUUAGCUUUUUUCUGUAAACGAAUGAUGAAAAAAAUCAAAAGAUAUCACUGAAUCUGACAAUAUAUUGAAGUAAAAGCUGUGUACAGGUGUGUAUCGUGCAUCUCUAGCAGAGAACGUUAAUAUACCUACUGAGUCGGUACACUGUGAACACUGUGAUACAUGAGCAAUGUCCUCAGGCAGCGCAGAUGGGUAAUGAUGCCUGCGACAGGGACUGGGACUGAACUUCUGGGAAUAUUACAGUUAAUUAAGUCUCAGCCACAAAAGAGUUGAGUAUGUCUGUGAAAACACAACGUAAAAAGGGAUGAAAGCUGAUCACAAUACCAAUAGUAUUAUACCUCUGUUAAAAUCUAUACUUGCUUUGAUUUUAGCUUUUGUUCUGUAUUAAAAAAACCUGUUGCUUUUUAGGCCUCCUCAUAUGUUAUUUCUGGAAGUGGAUUUAUGGUUGUUCUGGCACAUUUUGGAAGCUCGAAUCUGAAGUUUGGCUUAAACCAAAAACGUUGAAGGGUCUUUUCAGUGUGAUGCGUGCGUUUAGAAACACCGCUUGUGACGUUGGCAUUCUGACCACUAGCCAUUAUUUUUAUCACUCUGGCUUCACGAGGCGAAACAUAGACUGGACAUCAAGAUGGACGAAUCCUCCAUGAUGAAACCCUCACUCACCACGCUUUGCAGUAACACAACCUCUCAUUCCCACCUUCAACAUCCCUCCCCCGUCUGUCUCCUGUCUGUCACAGGCAGCGCUUCCCAUCUCUAUCCCGCUAUAUAUGUAAACAUGUACCAAACAAAGAGUGUGAAGCUUGUAUGGAAUAUAACCGCAAAUAUCUCACAGAGAGAAUAAGCUGUCCAACCCCCUCACUCCCAGCCCUCGCGUGUUGUAAAUGUAUGUUUAAAUAAAGUUUCUUUUUCAUAUAAACUGUA